AUGAACCACAGGUGCCGCAAGGGAUGUCGCUGCCGUGGCUCUGGCGGUAGCACUCUGGACUUUGAAAGGGCAGCCAAUGAUACCGGUGGAACGCUUUCCAAGGAACCGGAACUGGUGGAACCGAUUCAGAACGUAACCGUGGUGGCAGGAAGAGACGUCAAGCUGUCUUGCGUCGUGGAUAACCUCGGCACUUACAAGGUGGCGUGGAUCGCCUUCGACAAAUCAGCCAUCCUGACGGUGCAAGAUAGCGUGAUCACUCGCAACCCGCGCGUGAGUGUCUCCCACGACGGCCAACGCACCUGGACGCUACACCUGUCGAAGGUCAACGCCUCUGACGCCGGGACCUACAUGUGCCAGGUCAACACCAUCGUCGCCAAGAGCCAGCUGGGCAUCUUGAAGGUCGUGGUGCCGCCUUACAUCGUGGACAACCGCAGCUCUCGAGAUAUGAUGGUGCAAGAGGGUGCCAGCCUUAACCUCACCUGCAGUGCCACGGGGACGCCUCCUCCCUCUAUCACAUGGCGCAGGGAAGACCAUAUGAAAAUCAACAUUAAUAAGACAUACCAAACUACGGAGUACGAAGGAGCCAGCCUGCCUCUCGCCAGGGUGAGCAGAAUGGACAUGGCUGCCUAUCUUUGCAUCGCUCGUAACGGCGUCCCUCCUAUUGUCAGCAAGAGGAUUCAAGUCAGUGUAAAUUUCCCGCCCAUGAUGAGCAUCCCGCACCAGCUCGUGGGCGCCCCCUUGGGUUACAGCGUCACCCUGGAGUGCACCAUCGAGGCUCAUCCCCCCGCCCUCACCUACUGGACGAGGGGUCAGGAUGUCAUGCUACAUCAGAGCAACAAGUACCAUAUUGACGAAAAGCCCGGGGAAGUGUCAUACCUCACGCACAUGAAACUCACUAUUAGCAACCUGAAGAAGAGCGACUUCGGUUCCUACAAGUGUGUGGCCAAGAACUCACGUGGAGAAACGGAGGGACUCAUCAAGCUCUAUGGUGAGUGCGAGGUUCUCCUGGAAUUCAUUACGACAUGGAGGCAAAUACAGUACACGUGCACGUUGUCGCAGCGAGUCGAGGUUGCAACAGCUACUUCUCACGCUCGCUUGUUUGCAGCUCUACCUCCUCCUGUUGUGAUAAAACGUUCAGUGCCGUUCAACUGUCGCUGCAGUGUUGCAAGAUAUGUUCCUGGUCUAUAUUUCAAAGCAAAGUCGAAAGUAGAGCUUAAGGCAAUAACCCUACAUCACAGACUGACGGUGUUGCAGCUCGAGAUCACCGAAUAUAAUUCAAGGUCGUGCUGGAGCCAAGCUGGAAGAUAA
Messenger RNA from Penaeus monodon (black tiger shrimp), 1308 nucleotides. RefSeq names its product lachesin-like. The record is from RefSeq and is a predicted model, not a curated record. Gene Ontology annotation, cellular component: neuron projection. The transcript is spliced from 9 exons. Lineage: Eukaryota; Metazoa; Arthropoda; Malacostraca; Decapoda; Penaeidae. The coding region runs from base 1 to 1308 and encodes 435 amino acids.